AUGGACGGCCCAAGAUACGUGGCACCUUCGCAGCGGCUGUACCGCGCCCGUCACAAAAUUACGCGAAAAGACUUGUGGAAGUCUUAUACGGUGGACGACCUGACCCUUUCUGUGGACGAACCGGCUCUUCUGGACUUCUCAGUUCCGGUGCUUGACUUCAAAAAGCCUCCUAAGAAGACUGUGAGCAGCUCGGAAAGGUCCUCGUCGAUUUUCUCUCAACCAUGCGGGGCUGGUUCGGAGUACGGAUCGCAGGACGAUCUGGGUUCUACGGCAAAUGGAGAGCUUCAGAACCUGAUGUUUCGCAACUAUUCUCUCGACUCAAUGAUAUUACAAAACAAGAAGCGCAUUACGGACCACGAGAACAAUGUCUCGCUCCUGAAGGCCGUCUCGGAGACGUCGGCAGCGAACAACAAGAAUUACAGGACCUGCUCUCGGCCCUCCUCUCUACCACCGAAACUAUCGAAAGAAAAGGUACUGCAUGAAAAUGCCAUCGAAGAGCUUGUUCGGCAUGCUGAGCGACUGGAACAUCGGGAUGCGAGGGUUCUCAAGUACACUAAUAGAAAGCUUUUACGCAGGGAAGCACACGCGCAAAAACAGUGGGCAGAGAUUGGGCAAAAGAAAAACAAGGACAUUUUACUAGAAGUUCGGCGCCGUGGCCUGGUGCUAGACGGACUGCCCUGGCAACACAGACAGAGGGUUUAUGACUUGUGCCUAAUCAAAAACUUGGAGGCACCUCCCUCAGCCCCACUGCUGGCCGACAUUCGGUCUGCAAUUGAGGAUGCAGUCGAGGAUAGGGGCGACGAGAUCUUUUGCAAUCUCUAUGCUCGAUCGAAGUGGCUGAAGAAUGGUGCUCCUCCCGCCUUCAACUUCUACCAAGUUUUCGAGCUCGAGUUCGAAUCAUUGUACUACCAUAUAACCAUUACGCUGGGGCUUGACCCAGUUCGAGAAUUCGUAUGGCCUUUAUUGGCCACAGUACUCUGCCAUUAUUUGAACCGCGGUCCAGCAGACAUGGUAGUGAGACUCGUUGAUACCUUGGUACUAACUUCAUACUACGGUGAAAUAGACGAAGUGUUCGACAAGAUUUGGGAGAUUGUGCUGAAAGAACAGUCUCAUAAGUUCUUCGGUUCUCGCGAGAGCGUUCAUGACGAGCUGAGAUCAAUUCACGCUCACCUUCCGACGCUUCUACAGACCCUUCAAGCGCAAUCCGGACAGGCAAAAGAGGUUAAGCAAUAG
Messenger RNA from Lachancea thermotolerans CBS 6340, 1233 nucleotides. It is a transcript of the gene MLO50, whose product is annotated as Mlo50p. The coding region runs from base 1 to 1233 and encodes 410 amino acids. The transcript has a single exon. The record is from RefSeq and is a predicted model, not a curated record. Lineage: Eukaryota; Fungi; Ascomycota; Saccharomycetes; Saccharomycetales; Saccharomycetaceae.